Molecule: messenger RNA, 1008 nt
Organism: Aspergillus clavatus NRRL 1
Lineage: Eukaryota; Fungi; Ascomycota; Eurotiomycetes; Eurotiales; Aspergillaceae
Gene: akr1
Product: putative aldehyde reductase (AKR1)
Exons: 5
Coding region: 1-1008 (335 amino acids)
Cellular component (GO): cytosol
Molecular function (GO): aldose reductase (NADPH) activity
Source: RefSeq, a predicted model, not a curated record
AUGUCUCUCGGAAAGAAGGUUACUCUGAACACUGGUGCUGAGAUCCCCCAGCUGGGUUUCGGUACCUGGCAAUCUGCCCCUGGAGAGGUCGGCGAAGCUGUCUACCAUGCCUUGAAGGCUGGAUAUCGUCACCUGGUAUGUUUUUAUCCAAACUACCAAAACCAGCGUGAAGUUGCCGACGGCAUCAAGAGGGCUUUCAAGGAUAUUCCCGGCCUCAAGCGUGAGGAUCUGUUCAUCACAUCCAAGCUGUGGAAUAGCCAGCACCACCCCGACGUCGUUGAAGAGGCCCUCGACAAGUGCCUGGCUGAUCUCGAGCUCGACUAUCUUGAUCUCUACCUCGUCCACUGGCCUGUGGCCUUCAAAACCGGCGAUGUCUACUUCCCCCUCAUCAAGGAUAGCUCCGUUCCCGGUGGUGACGUUGAGAUCGAUGACAGCAUCUCCAUCGUCGACACCUGGAAGGCCAUGAUCAAGCUCCCCAAGAGCAAGGCCCGCGCUGUGGGUGUCUCCAACCACACCAAGGAGCACAUCGAGGCUCUGAUCAAGGCCACCGGCGUCGUCCCCGCCGCCAACCAGAUCGAGCGCCACCCCCGCCUGCAAAGCAACGACCUGGUCGCCUACUGCAAGGAGAAGAACAUCCUCAUCACCGCCUACUCCGCUUUCGGCAACAAUGUGAUCGGCCUGCCCCUGCUGAUCGCCAGCGACGAGGUCAAGCAGGUCGCCAGCGACGUCUCCAAGAGACUCGGCCACGAAGUCUCCCCCGCCCAGGUCAUCCUCGCCUGGUCCCAGUUCGGCGGCCACAGCGUCAUCCCCAAGUCCGUUACGCCGUCGCGCAUCGCCGCCAACUUCCAGGAGAUCGAGCUCACCUCUGAGGAGUUCGAGAAGGUGUCGGAGCUGGGCAAGCAGCGCCGUCGCUUCAACAUCCCCUACGCAGCGUAUAAGCCUCGGUGGAACAUCAACAUCUUCGGCGAGGAGGACGAGAAGCCGGCCACCCACAAUGUCAUUGUCUAA